Pan troglodytes (chimpanzee) is the source of this 3494-nucleotide messenger RNA. It is a transcript of the gene IRAK1BP1, whose product is annotated as interleukin 1 receptor associated kinase 1 binding protein 1. The transcript has 4 exons. Lineage: Eukaryota; Metazoa; Chordata; Mammalia; Primates; Hominidae. The record is from RefSeq and is a predicted model, not a curated record. Gene Ontology annotation, biological process: positive regulation of canonical NF-kappaB signal transduction; immune response. Bases 91 to 873 code for a protein of 260 amino acids.
UUGCGCCGUGCACAGGCAAGCCCUGGUGCGCAUUGGCCCCUUCGGCCGCCGUCGGCCGGUAGUUACUAUGGAAACCCAGCUGCCAUCGCUAUGUCUCUGCAAAAGACCCCUCCGACCCGAGUGUUCGUGGAACUGGUUCCCUGGGCUGACCGGAGCCGGGAGAACAACCUGGCCUCAGGGGGAGAGACGCUACCGGGCUUACGCCACCCCCUCUCCUCAACACAAGCCCAAACUGCUACCCGCGAGGUGCACGUAAGCGGCACCUCAGAAGUGUCUGCGGGCCCUGACCGGGCGCAGGUGGUGGUGCGAGUGAGCAGCACCAAGGAGGCGGCAGCCGAGGCCAAAAAGAGCGUUUGUCGCCGUCUAGAUUACAUCACGCAGAGCCUCCAGCAGCAGGGCGUGCAGGCAGAAAAUAUAACUGUGACAAAGGAUUUUAGGAGAGUGGAAAAUGCUUAUCACAUGGAAGCAGAGGUCUGCAUUACAUUUACUGAAUUUGGAAAAAUGCAAAAUAUUUGUAACUUUCUUGUUGAAAAGCUAGAUAGCUCUGUUGUCAUCAGCCCACCCCAGUUCUAUCAUACUCCAGGUUCUGUUGAGAAUCUUCGACGGCAAGCCUGUCUUGUUGCUGUUGAGAAUGCGUGGCGCAAAGCUCAAGAAGUCUGUAACCUUGUUGGCCAAACCUUAGGAAAACCUUUACUAAUCAAAGAAGAAGAAACAAAAGAAUGGGAAGGCCAAAUAGAUGAUCACCAGUCAUCCAGACUCUCAAGUUCAUUAACUGUACAACAAAAAAUCAAAAGUGCAACAAUACAUGCUGCUUCAAAAGUAUUUAUAACUUUUGAGGUAAAGGGAAAAGAGAAGAGAAAAAAGCACCUUUGAAAUUCCAAACAAAUUAUAUUGUACUUGUAUCUUUUUACCUAUUUUUAUACUUUUUAUAAUGUUUACUUUUGUCCUGAAUAUAUAUAUAUAUAUAUUGUAUAGGAGAUAAGCUAUUUCUUUCCAAAAUCUAUAAAUCUUUGAAUAUAGUCCCACAGAAUACUUAUGUUCACUUUCUAUUUUUAAAAGACUACUCUGAAAAACACUCUUGGAUAAUAAAUGUAUUAUGUACAUACUUAUAUACUGACAGUUCAUACAAGCACAUGUGUAAUAUUUCUGUUAUAAGGACAGAUAUUGACCCUUGCAUUUCAUAAUUUUUGAAGAUAUUUAAGCUAACAUUUUCUCAGCCACAUUUUUAUAUAAAACCAAAUUUUAUGUAAAAACUAGGCUUCAAUAAGUUAGCUAAAUUUUUUAAAUUGUAAGACAAAAUUUUUAUGGAAAAGAAUUCCUAUAUCCCAUCAAACCUAAUAAUUUUCCACAACUAAAAAUGAGUAUAAAUACAUAAUUUUAAGUGCAUCCUGUCAGGUCUGAUAUUUAAUUUUACUUUAGUUAGAAGCUAAGUAGUUACCCUAUUACUUUUUCAUGGAUGCUAACAGAAGACUUGAGAUUCCCAGACAGAAACAAAGGACUAUUACUCAUGGCACAACAAGGAGCGUGAGCAUCAGCACGUUCUCAUUGCUUCCCCUUGUCCCAGGUCCCAUGGGGGCAAAAUGAUAUGGCCAUAUGCAAUAUGGCUACAUAUACAGCGGGCUUUUGUUGUAGGUAAAGAAUACUGAUCUUGGAGGAUUCACUGCUUUUUAUCCAUGAACAGAAGAAAACCUGCUCUUUGCCUCAUCCCUUAUAGAUGCUCACUCAAAACUCAAUACUGAGAAAUGGCCCGGGUAAAGAACAGCCAAGGUCUUUCAUGCUUGCCACACCCAGCAAUAUGUUUAGGAAGGUGAAGUCUAUUGAGGGCUAUCUCACAUCUAACAGUUUCUUUACUAGGACCAGAGACCAUUUUGGUAAGAUGCAGAUAACAACCCCAACCUUAACAACUUCACAACAUGAAUAGAAAUAGUGAUAAAUAAUUCAUAGCUUUUUACAAAAGAAUAAUGAGGUAUAAUAGGAAAAUGUUUUGAUGCCAAAACCAAAAGAGUUAAUGUUUGGAUCGGACUCCAACAGGGCUCCUUAGAGUGAUACAAAUACAAAGCAAACGAUAUGUGUAAUUUAAAAUUUCCUAGUGCACAUGUUUUUUUAUUUUUCUUUUUCGAGAUGGAGUCUUUCUCUGUCGCCCAAGCUGGAGUGCAGUGGUACAAUCUCAGCUCGCUGCAACCUCUGCCUCCUGAAUUUAAGCGAUUCUCCUGCCUCAGCCUCCCAAGUAGCUGGGAUUACAGGCGUGAGCCACUGCAUCUGGCCCUGUACACACAUUUUUAAAAAUAAAACUUUAAAAAAGAAACAGUUGAAACUAAUUUUAGUAACAUUUUAUUUAACCAAAUAUAUCAAAAAUAUUAUUUCAGCAUGUAAUCAGUAUUUUUUAAAUUAAUGAGAUGUUUGUUUUAUCUUCAAAAUUCAGUGUAUAUUUUUACAUUAUAGCACAUCUCAAUUCACAUAUUAAAUUUUCAUCAGAAAUAUUUUAUCUGUAUUUAAAUUUCCUAAAAUGUACAGUUGAAAAAAAGAGAUUCACAUACCCAGGUUGUUCUAGCAUGCCUAAAAAAUCUUGUAACUGGAUCAAGUAUCAGUUUUUAAAUUAGUUAAAAUUAAAUAAAAUUUAAAAUUUAGUUCCUCAGUCACACUAGCCAUAUUUCAAGUACUUGAAGGCCACAAAUGGCUUGAGACUACCUUGCUGAACAGACCAAGGUCAAACACUGAGAAAUAAUAGUGAUUCUUAAGGCCAUUUGAAAGUUAACAGCAAGUAUGUAUUACUGCUAUCUACAGUAAGAAUUACAUGUUAUCUACAGGCAAUCAUAAGCCAUGUCUGUUAUGCAGCAUAGGCUUUCCAUUCUCUAUACAUCUAGGUCAUAGAGUUUUUCCAUUGAUAAAUCUGGAUGUUUAUAUACCAACAUUACUUUCUUACAACAUAUUCCAGUAUAUAGUGUCCAUCUUCACCCACUUUUUAAAGUGGCCCUGAAACAAUUUUAUUCGUCUUAUUGGAGUGUUGCUGUAGGGGAAGAGUAGAAGCUAAGAAGAGUUUGAGUUCAACACCAUUAUAUCCAAAUCCUGACCUUACUACUGGAAUGUAAGCUCCUUGAAAGUGGAGAUCUUGUCUGUCUUGUUCACAGUUGUGUUCCCAGCCCCAGAGGUAGUCUCAGGGCCAAUACCAAGUAUGCUCUCAAAUAUUUGCUGGGAAAAUUUACUAGCUGGAUAAAAGGCAAGUUACUUUAAUCUCUUUAAUCUUCCUUUGUCCUUACAAAUGAAAGAGACUAAUAGUACUUAACCUUGCAGUGUUAUUAUAAGGAUUAAAGUUGAUAAAUAUAUGAUCAUGAGAACAAUUGCUAGCACAUAGCGGUCACUCUGAAAAUAGUAGCUGAUAUAUCAGCUGCAUUGUUUGAUUAUUGUUGGCUCAAUUAAAAGUUGGCUUUUCCAAAUCCUCCAUUAGGAAGAAUUUUUAAAUAGCCAUAUUGAAAAUAAAGUUGUCAGAAAACCAA